Leptomonas pyrrhocoris is the source of this 542-nucleotide messenger RNA. Its product is annotated as putative RNA-binding protein 5. Bases 144 to 542 code for a protein of 132 amino acids. Lineage: Eukaryota; Euglenozoa; Kinetoplastea; Trypanosomatida; Trypanosomatidae. The record is from RefSeq and is a predicted model, not a curated record. Gene Ontology annotation, molecular function: RNA binding. The transcript has a single exon.
AGAUAACGCAAGCCUCCCACUCACUUUCAGCUAUCCAGCUUUUCACCGUCCGCCCUCUUUACUUCCGUAUCAAGAAUCGACGCCAGCGUCCCGGAAACGGAAACAGCUCAUCUUUUACCUUUUCGCCCCAGCCGUUCGCAGCAAUGUCGUACCCGUCUCCCUUCAGCCGCAAUGUUUACAUUGCCAGCCUUCCGGAGGACUACACGGAGAAGGAUCUCCUGGACCUCUUCUCCCCGUACGGCCGCGUGAUCUCCUGCACCCUGAAGUACGACAAGGACACUGGCCUGUGCCGCGGCUACGGCUUCGUGCUGUUUGAGAAUGAGCAAGAUGCGUUGAACGCCGUCAUUGCGUUGCAGGGUCACUCCAUCCGGAACACGCGUGUCCAGGUCCGCCUGGCUCGCCCGGAGGCUUCUGCGAAGAAGAUGUACCCCGCGAUGAUGCAGCAGCAGCUGAUGAGUGCGUGCAUGCCGUACCAGCCGGUCUACGUCAUGUAUGUGCCGUCCCCGAUGUACUCCCAGCAGCAGUCGGCGGUGCAGGGUUAA